CCGAUCGUCCGUUCGAACGCGUUUGCAUCCACACAAGCGUCAGCACCCGGAUGAUGCUUGGCUUCACGUGAUCCCAACUCCUUUCUCCCGCAGCCGCUAAAGAUAGCCUCCUCGCUGUGUUGUUCGGUUGUUUUGUUUUGCUUGUUGUUUUGUUGUUGUUGAUUUUGUGAGGGAGAAUCGGGAAAGAUGCCUUGCUCGGCAGUGACGCUCUCGUUAGCGACCAUCACCGGCAUCAUUGCCACCGCGCUGCUCGCCAUUGCCUUCUCCACCGACAACUGGCUCUACACCGAGGUCAAACGCGCGCAGAUACAGCAAUACAUAACGAAUCAUCCAGAACAGAGUCACAUCGUUGAGCAGUUCACCAACAAGUACUACUACUACGCAAGGACGCAAGGACUGUUCAGGAUAUGCUAUCCCAGAGAUCGACCACAGCGACCGGAUAUCUACCUGAGCCCCGUAGAGACCUACUGCAUGAACAUCGACUACUUCAUCCCCGACGAAGAGAACCAGACGAGAUUGUUCAACGACGACGCCAUGGCGCGAGUUCACAUGGGACGAUCGAUGAUCGCCCUGUUCAUCGUCGGCUUCCUGGCGAUCUUCACGGCCUUCUGGACGGGAGUCGUUGGCUGCUGGAAGAGAUCACCCGGCAACAUCACCGCCACCGCUAUUCUCAUGUUACUCGCCUGUCUGCUGUGCGCCGGUGGAAUGGGACUGUGGCACGGCGUCGAAUACUACGAGAAAGAGAAGAUCAUCGGCGAGGAGUACUACCAGCAAUGGAGCAACGUCCUACGAGAGAACUCGGUGCAAUGGUACGACUGGUCGUUCUACCUAGCAUGGCUGGGCGUGGCCACGUGUUUGGCCGCGAUGACCCUGUUCCUCAUAGCAGCCAGUUGUCUGCGCAAGGAGCGCACCCGCGAGCAAAGCCAAAGCGUCCAGUACAUCAUGCCAGUUUACCCGCAGAAGUCGCAAUACGCUUACGCCGGAUACCCGGCACCAGCGGCCUAUCCAGGCCCAUACUACCACGGCUCGCAGAAUUACGCCCCGUACAACUACUGAGAGCAACGUAACGACGUCGUCGUAUUAUAAACAACUCGUCUCGCCGGCUCUUUUUUCUUCGUGAACGUCCGGCGCGUAAAACAGUGUAACGUCGAAUUCAACCGACAGAUACCAUGGUAUUUUGAUAUUUGUUUGUUUGUCGGCUCAAUUCGAUGAUAAAUAUAAAUAAUGCGUUACUCUUAUUCUUCUCUUUUUAACGCGGCGAGGAAAUUUAUUAGAAAGAGUGACGACACGAGUGAGUUAGGACUUUGUAAAAUCGAAUGUGUUAGUGUUGAAAGAAAUUUUUUUUUGUACUUAAUGUGUAGACACAGACCCAAAACGUUGCGUAUAUAUGCAGUAUAUAAGUAGUGUGCAAUACAAUUGGAAAAAGUCGUUCGCGUUGGAAACACGUAUAAAUAUAGACAGUGUAAAGAGUUUAAUGACGAUAAUAAGAUGAAUGCUUUUGAGAUUUGCGACGAUACGAGUAGUGUAAAAUUACUAAAUGCUUUCCGCGAAUCUCAAACGCGAUAGUUUUCUUUAGUCUGAUUAAACAAACUAAAUAUAUAACAAAGAAAGAGAUCUGUUUUUUUAUACUGUAGAUGAUCACAAUGUUAAAGCAAACGCUUUUCCUUAUGACGCUACUUGCGUUUGAAAAGGUAAAGAACAAUAAAAAUGGAAAUGUGCUCUUUAAGUAAUAAUUUAUAUUAAAAUAUUACAAAUAACAAGUUAUUAUAGGAGAUUAUAUGUAAUCAUGUUAAUAAUACGACAGGAAUGGCAAAAUUUACAUCGUAAUCACUAAAACUUGGUGAGAUUGACGAAAACGAAGUAUUCAUUCUUUUCUGUUUGUUCUGUACUUUAGUACUAUCAUCUACAUUUGUACCAUGCAAGAAAUUAUACGGAAAACAGAAUUUAAUAAUUGUUUAAGAGACAAGUCGACGUCGUGUCUUCCAUAUUUCGCCAAUUUACGAUUUCGCGAUACGAUUUUUUUGGUGAAAUCUUAGGAGUAAAAGAAACGAAUAAAAAGACGAGCGAUUAGCGUUUCGUCAAAGCAGCGAUAAAAUUUUUGAGCCACGAAAACAAAUUAUUUUGUUCGUUUCUUUCAUCAUCGACAACGACACGAUAACGUAUAUAAAGCACUGAGUCACAGUUCACGUGUCAUCGCAAAAUAUUUGUCCGUUUAGAAAUUCGAAGCAAAAAUAUUAAAGUUUUUUUAAUAAAUAUAUAUAUAUAUAUAUAUACUUACA
Messenger RNA from Phymastichus coffea, 2279 nucleotides. RefSeq lists its product as uncharacterized. The transcript is spliced from 7 exons. Bases 187 to 1056 code for a protein of 289 amino acids. Gene Ontology annotation, cellular component: membrane. NCBI's taxonomy places the organism in Eukaryota, Metazoa, Arthropoda, Insecta, Hymenoptera, Eulophidae. The record is from RefSeq and is a predicted model, not a curated record.